This is a messenger RNA of Rana temporaria (common frog), 1925 nucleotides long. RefSeq names its product ATPase H+ transporting accessory protein 1 (gene ATP6AP1). Gene Ontology annotation, cellular component: proton-transporting V-type ATPase complex. The record is from RefSeq and is a predicted model, not a curated record. Bases 37 to 1398 code for a protein of 453 amino acids. The transcript is spliced from 10 exons. NCBI's taxonomy places the organism in Eukaryota, Metazoa, Chordata, Amphibia, Anura, Ranidae.
UCACAUGAUAGAGCUGUGAGUGUCAGAGGCAGGAAGAUGGCGGCUGGUCAGUUUGUGUUGCAGCUCUCCGCUCUGCUGCUGGUGGGGUUGCCAUGGCAGGUGACUUCCUCCCAGCAAGUGCCCGUCCUGCUGUGGUCCAGCGAGAGUUCCCUGUGGAACAACGAGCCCAUCACACAUGGAGGUCAUGUGACAACUGAUCGCCAGCUGGGUCAGUACCUGGACUCUGCCCUGAGUAGUGGACCCCGGAAUGUCUUGAUUUUCCUCCAAGAUAAGCUGAGCGUUGAAGACUUUACAGCUUUUGGAGGAGUCUAUGGCAACAAGCAGGACAGCGCUUUUCCCAAUCUAGAAAGCAUUAUGGAGUCCUCACCUUCUUCCCUGGUGCUGCCUUCAGUGGACUGGUAUGCUGCCAACAUCCUUCCCACCUACCUUAAGGAGAAACUGGGUGUCAGCCCACUUCAUGUGGAUCAGUCUACCCUAUUAGAGCUGAGACUGAAUAAAAGCAUCCCAUCGUUGCUUGUCGUAAGGUUACCCUAUGCUAGUAGUAAUGGAGUAAUGGCAGCCAAAGAUGUCCUCCGAGCCAAUGAUGAAGUCAUUGGACAAGUCUUGAGCACGCUAAAAUCAGAGGGUGUGCCUUAUACUGCUCUUCUCACAGCUCUCAGGCCAUCUAGGGUGAGCACAGAGACUGAUUUUGGGGUGGCUAAUCUGAGGCGUCAGCUGCUGGCCGCAGAUACUCCAAAAUAUCCACCUGUGUCUUUCAAUAACACGGAGAACACCCCGUGUAUCCUGUUUUGGGCCGUUAACAUAACCCUACACAUUGAAAACACUGUAAGGGAUCUCACUGGGAGUACCUUCUCUAGAACAGACCCACAACUUACUGAAGGCUCCAGCUGCAACCUUACUGACUCAAGGCUAGUCCUCAAUUAUGAAAAUGGAUUGAAAAUGAUAUUCCAUAUGGGCAACCGCCGGUACAGCGUGUCAGGACGCAAUUGGACCACUUUGAACCGCAUAGAGGUUUUUAACGAAACUCACAAUGCUACAUUCAUCGCUCCCCAAGCAAACAUGCCCAGCAUCUAUUCCUUCCACUGCCAGUAUGUCAGCAGUCUUUCCACAUUUGGUCCAAUCCUGAUCAAUAACAGCAGCCGAGACUCUCCCGGAACAAAGUGGAAUCUCCACAUCACCGAAUUCCAGAUCCAGGGCUUCGACGUCACCGGUCUCAAGUUUGCCUACGCCAGCGACUGUGCCGGCUUCUUCUCUCCUGGCAUCUGGAUGGGGCUCGUCACCACGCUGCUCUUUGUCUUCAUCCUGACCUAUGGGCUGCACAUGGUUAUGAGUCUGAAGACCAUGGAUCGCUUUGACGAUCCUAAAGGACCUUCUAUCGCUGUACCCCAGACUGACUGACCCUCCUGUUCCUACACAAGUCCAUCUAGCGAUCUGCCAUACCUGAACGUCCUUUUGAUUUCCAUUCAUCUCUACAUCCCCACUGCACCUACAUUCCAGACUUUUCUUUUGGGCUUCUGUACAUGUCUACGUGUGUGUGUGUGUGUGUGUGUAUGGUCUUAUGCAAGAGCUGAUGGGAUGUUCUGUACAUACACUUCACAGAAAUUUAAAAAGCUCAUCGGGCAAUAAGUUCAUGAGGGAAUGUGAACAGACCUUCUUUUCUUUACUUUAAUAGAACUUUGGUAGGUAAUGCUUCUGUUUUAAAACUUUUCUUUGAUUUUCAAUGAGUGAAGGAGUGCAUCCUAAUGCCUAAAUGAGCAUCCAGCUUGUCAGUUCACUACUGUAACUACACUUGGGCAUUGGUAGGGUUCAUACAUGUUUAGUAUGCUAGUAAAUUGGAUUUUAAUCAUAAAUCAUGACCUAGCAAGUUGGCUGACAGGAAAAGAGCAAUCUCUCUUAAAAAAAAAAAAAAAAAAAAAAAAAAAAAA